Messenger RNA from Heterostelium album PN500, 1479 nucleotides. RefSeq lists its product as uncharacterized. The coding region runs from base 1 to 1479 and encodes 492 amino acids. Lineage: Eukaryota; Evosea; Eumycetozoa; Acytosteliales; Acytosteliaceae. The transcript is spliced from 5 exons. The record is from RefSeq and is a predicted model, not a curated record.
AUGAACGAUAAUAUUAAUAAUAAUGAACAUAAACUUAUAUUUGAUUAUAUCAAUGGUAAUAUAGAUAAAUCAUACAAACAGCUUUACUUGAAUUCAAUGACAAAUAAAAAUAAUUGUAAAUUAAUUAUUCGUGAAUAUGCAACUAAAAUGAGUGGACAAACUGUAUUCGAUUAUGUAACAUUAAAUGAAAGACUAUGUGACUAUGUUAUACCUCGUAAUUGUAAUUCAGUUACAAUGCCAAGUGUUAUCGAUGAGAAGAAUCUCGAGUAUCUUAGUUUGGCUUUGUACAACUCGAAUGUCACCGAUGUCAGUGGUUAUCAACCGACAAAGAGUGGACCGCUCUCACACAAGUUGAAAUCGAUUGUUUGGUUUAAAUUGAAAACGUUGGAACCUGGCAGUUUCUUUGAGGGACUCACUACCGUUCAACUUUGGAAUGUGACAUCUAUUCCGGUGGGUGUGCUACCUCUGUCACUAAGAAAGUUUACAGUUGGAUCAAUCAAGGAGAAGCUUGUACCUGGUUGUUUUCCCAAUGGUUUGGUGGAGCUAAGCAUCACGGGACACAAUUAUAACUCGUUUGAACCGGGAGUAUUGCCUUUGUCAUUGCGAAGGCUAACCGGUUCAGUAAAGUUAUCGACACUGACAACUCCACUGAAAUUGACGAAAGGAUCACUACCACCGAAUCUAGAGUUCUUUAGUUUCGAUCCACUCGAUCCGUUGGACGACGAUGUAGAUCUACCGAUGUCGUUGGAUACUCUAAAGAUAGCGCCAUUCUCAUGGAUACCAAAGAUUAGAGUGCUUUCGAAUCUACGACGAUUGGAAUUAGUUGGCCAUACCGAUUCUCGAUUAGCAUUCGGUGACAUUCCGAAUGGAGUUUACUCUUUAUUAAUAUCUAAUUGUAGUUUCAAUGGAAAUGUACUACCUUUAUCUGUGAAGCAUCUGCAUUUGGUUGAUUGUGAAUAUUCAUUCACAGCCGAAAGUGGUGGAGUUCAACGACAAUUGGAUAAAUUGAUAUUGUCUGGAACAACCAGAUUCAACAAUACACUUUUCACAUUGAAAAUAGCGCUACUCGAUCUCAGAGAGUAUCAACACCCACUGAAUGUUCAAGAGGAGAUUGCACCAUCGCAAAUAGAGCAGGUUAAAUUCUCAUCGAAAUCUCUUUCAAAGAUUUUCGCUGACCAAACGAUGGUGGAGCUACCGUAUAUCCAACAGCAAAUCAUUGCUACAAAGGCUAGACAGUUUUUGGAAUCCAAGUUUUUGUUAAGUAGAUCCACCAACUUUACAAAGCUUAUAUUGACCACUGCUAGGACUGGUCAAGGAUGGACAAAACUUCGUUUAAUCGAUUCCAAUGGAUAUUAUAUUUUGAUUGGUAAACUCUCUUUCCACUUAAUGGUCGGAAUAUUCCACGAGUCUAAUUGCACACAGCCUCUUAAAAAUCUCAUUGUAGUUAUAAAAUAUAUAAAUUACUAUAUGAUCAAAUAA